UUGGUGUUCCCCUUGCCUAGUGUCAGAUCAUUGUUUGUAUGUUUCUGUGUGUGCCUGUCGUGUCUCCCGGUGUUAGUUCGUGUCUGUUUUUUUUGCUCCAUGGAUUUCCUUUUGUUUCAUUUUUGGUAUUGUUGUUUUUGCCUGCUGCUGCGCUCAGGACUUCCUUGGUUUCUUUUUGUGUUUCAUCAUUAAAUCCUCGUUUUCAACUUACCCCUGCCUGCCUGCCUGCUCUCUGCAUUUUGGGUCCGCCUUUCCCUGCUACACCCUUAACCGUAUGAAUUGCGCCUGGGCUCCAGUCUGAAGGCACACAGGCAGCGGCAGGCAGGCUGGCACAGCGCGGACGGACUGGAGUGGUAUUCGGGAUGCGAACAGAUGCCGCUGGACUAUGAAGAAAAGUGGAGUCAACCGCACUGAGCCGCAGCGAUAAGACAGCGCGCUGCAAAAUGAAGACACCUAUGCGCCAUGGGAUAGCCGUGCUCCUCGUGCUUCUCCUGUGCGCCAGCUUGUUCCUCGUGUACAACGGCAGCUUCAACGGCGCUUCCAGGGACGCUAACGACACGCGCAUCCGACAGCAUGAACAGCUGCGGCGGCCCACUGAAGCCUCCGUCAGGGUGGCCAAGCCUCACCCCCCAGUCCUCCAGGGAUACAGUGGCAUCAUCGACCAUAAGCCUCUCAGGAUGCACUGCCAGACUUGCGCCCUUGUGACCAGCUCAGGUCACCUCAGCGGAGGCGGUCGGGGGGAAGAGAUUGACCGGGCAGAGUGCGUCAUCCGCAUGAACGACGCUCCCACCGCCAGAGGUUACGCCCGCGACGUCGGCCGCCGCACCUCCCUGCGUGUCAUCGCUCACUCAAGCAUGCAGAGGGUCCUGCGGAGUCGCCACGAGCUGCUCAACGCCAGCCAGGACACAGUGUUCAUCUUCUGGGGCCCCAGCAGCUACAUGAGGCGUGACGGGAAGGGCCUGGUGUACAACAACCUGAGGCUGAUGAACCAGGUGCUGCCCAAACUCAAAGUCUACAUCAUCUCCUGGCAGAAGAUGCUGCAGUUUGACGAGCUCUUCAAGAAGGAGACCGGCAAGGACAGAAGGAUAUCAAACUCUUGGCUGAGCACCGGCUGGUUCACCAUGACCAUCGCCCUGGAGCUGUGCGAUCGGAUCAAUGUCUACGGCAUGGUUGCCCCUGACUUCUGCAGGGAGCCUCAGCACCACUCAGUCCCUUACCACUACUACGAGCCACGUGGUCCAGAUGAGUGUGCCAUGUACAUUUCUCAUGAGCGUGGGCGGCGGGGAAGCCACCACCGCUUCAUCACAGAGAAGCGGGUCUUCGCUAAAUGGGCACGGACUUUUGACAUCCACUUCUACCAGCCGGACUGGAGUCCUCCGCCUCUCCCAGCCAACCAGACGCUGGAGGGCACGGUCACAGCGGCGCCCCUGGUACCCCAGAAGACGUGACCUGUGUUGGGGUGAAGAAAAUAAUUUAGAGAUUCAUCUAAGAAAGAGGGAGGAUGGGGGACAUUUGCACUAAGGACUGCUGGACCCCUAACAGAAGAAUAAAAUGUGUAGUAGGCAAGAAAAAUAGUUACCAUGGAUAAACUGUGAGUCUUGUUGACAUUUGUUAUGAACAUUUCUCCAGCUUCACCACUGCUUCUCCAGCAGUGUGUUCUGUUUACUGAGGUGAACCCGAUCAAACUUUGUACAUCCCUUGUACAACUUGUAAAGUGAGUUUAUACAAGGAGGCAUCACAUCAUUACACACUCCACUCGCAAUGCAUGCAUGCUGUGUCUUACUGUGGAUUCUGUGUGUGUGUGUGUGUGUGUGUGUGUGUGUGUGUGUGUGUACCUGAGGGAUCACAGAGGAUACAAACAUUGAGUUUGGGCUCUCCGCAAAGGAUCUAUGCAGGAUUCACCACUUACAGUUCACUGAAAGAAAAAUACCAUUACACUGCCCGUAAUCUAACAAUGUAUUGGCUAUUUGAAGUGUGAAUCAUAACUGUUCAGAUUCAUAUUCGUCUGCGUUUUUCAAAGACUGAGGAGGUCAAGUUGGAUGAGCUUCUUAAGACCCCUGUCUCAAGCAACAAAAGCAGAUAUGAAUCACUUCCCUGACUUUCAUUUUUACUGUCAGAUAUGUGCAUUGUAAGCUCACCCAAGUCAAACUUUGCAAUGCAGCACUUCCUGGCUGAGUGACAAGUGUGUAACAUUAACUGAGAGGUUUUAUCUAAUGUGUGUGUGUGCCGCCUCAGCCCGUACGUAUGUAUCAAAAGGCUUUGUCGGCUCCUGUCACCACUUAAUAGCGCGAUUUAUAUAGCUACAAGCCGGAUUUCCAUGUAAAUGCACAGCCAUGUCACACAAGACAAGUGGGAGAUUAAAAUCGAAAGCAGGGAUGCAGCAGCGCCAUCCAUCCUACUAUACAGUAUAUAUCUGCUGCCCGAAUCGCCUUGCAGAAGAAUUACACAGUUCUUCUGUUAAACUGAUGAGUAUGUGAUCUGUCAGUCUUUUCCUCUCUCGGUCUGGAUUGUGUUUUAUGUACAGUCUGCUCUCAUUUGAUGAAGUAUAUGCUGCUUGUAGACUGCCCCUUCCUCUCUUUGAGAUCCUCUAUUUUCCCCCCUAGCUCCUCUAUGAAUAAGAAUGAGGUGUUGGUCUGGAGAAAGUGAUGAGACAUGUGGUUAUCUUAAUGAUACAUCCUGGUGCUAAGUCCCUAUUGAUUUUACCCUCAUCUCUGUAAUGUGAGUAAUGAGAGGAGGGAUGAUGUUGGUCAGAUACAUAGGUGCUCACACAAGGACGUGUUUCACAACACGUUUCCUCGGUAGCGACGAGGACGUGAUUAUUUUUCAUACAUCACAAACAGCUGCAGGGGUGCUGCUGCUGUACUGAGAGUCCUGCUGCCGACUUUGUGCUGUAGCAAAGACUAAUGCCUUUGUUUUUCGAGAGACUUAUCAGCGAUUGGCUGUGCACAACGGUCUGUAUUAGUAAAGUGAUGAGCACUUGAAUAUUUUUUGCCUAAUUAACUGAGUCCCAGUAUGUCGUUUGGGGCUACAACUAUUUUCAUUUUAUAUUGUUUGGUCUAUAAAAAGUCAAAUAGCAAAAUAUGUACAUCACAAGUUCCCCGAGCCCAAGAUGACAUUUUUAGAUUGCUUGUUUUAUAUAUAACAGUCCAAAACCUAAAGCUAUUCAAUUGGUAUUAUAUAGAACAGAAAUGCAGCAAUUUCUCACAUUUCACAAGACGAAACCAGUGGAAUAUGUGAAUUGUCCGCUUCAUGAAUAACUUAAAGGAAUAGCUUGACUUUAUUAGAAAUAUGAUUAUACCCUUUCUGUCUGGCUAGCUAGUUGUUAGCUGUGAAAACUGGAAUGUAAUUUGCUGUUUUACUGGGGGUUAUGUGGGCUGCUGGACUGUUUCUUGAUUCCAGGAAGCUCCUGGUCCCAGCCAAGAGUUGUUCUGUCACAUAAGCCCCAUAAAACAUUACACUAAAAAGCAUAAGUUGUAUUUCUACAAAAACUAAUAAAAUAUAAUGUAUUAACUGGUGGGCUUGAAAAGGCGCUGGUAGGUGGAUUUAGCUACCUAUUGACAGGCUGGGUCUAGCUGUGUUUCAGUUUCCUCUCAUCCUGUAUGCUAAACUAAGCUAACCAGCUGCUAACUCCAGCCCAUAGACUGUGUAAUAAUAAGCUCCAGCCAUACUGUAUAUUCUAGGGCUGAUCCAUGGUAAUCAAUGUCCAAAUCAGUAUUCAAACCCUUUGGAGUUUUUUUAUUUUAUUAUUAUCAUAUAUGCAUUACCCCAAAAAUCCCAAAUAGCUCAUGAUAUAAGAAUAGUAAUCCCACAUUUGUCAUUUAUGCAUUAACAUUAAUUAGGCUAUAAUUAGUUAUUCUCAGACAGGGGUGUGUGUGUGUGUGUGUGUGUGUGUGUGUG
This is a messenger RNA of Perca flavescens (yellow perch), 3897 nucleotides long. RefSeq names its product ST6 (alpha-N-acetyl-neuraminyl-2,3-beta-galactosyl-1,3)-N-acetylgalactosaminide alpha-2,6-sialyltransferase 5a (gene st6galnac5a). The transcript is spliced from 6 exons. Gene Ontology annotation, molecular function: alpha-N-acetylgalactosaminide alpha-2,6-sialyltransferase activity. Bases 444 to 1448 code for a protein of 334 amino acids. Gene Ontology annotation, biological process: oligosaccharide metabolic process; ganglioside biosynthetic process. The record is from RefSeq and is a predicted model, not a curated record. NCBI's taxonomy places the organism in Eukaryota, Metazoa, Chordata, Actinopteri, Perciformes, Percidae.